AUGUGCAACGGCGUCUACUCAUCGCUCGUCAUAUUCUUCCUCAACAUAGGAAUCAUCUACUCCCAAGCCUUCAGAGAAGGUGGCCAAACAGCUGACAUGGACGCUGUCGGCACAACCAUGUUCACUUGCAUAAUCUGGGCAGUCAAUGUUCAAAUCGCAUUAACCAUGUCCCAUUUCACUUGGAUCCAACACGUUUUGAUAUGGGGAAGCAUUGGUUUGUGGUAUCUCUUUGUAGCACUCUACGGGAUGACCUCUCCUAGCCUCUCUGGAAACGUUUACAGGAUUCUUGAUGAGGUUCUUGCUCCUGCACCUAUCUACUGGAUGGCUACAUUGUUGGUCACGGUAGCUACAGUUCUUCCUUACGUUACUCACAUAGCUUACCAGAGAUUCUUGCAUCCGAUGGAUCAUCAUAUCAUACAAGAGAUCAAGUACUACAAAAGAGAUGUGGAGGACGCGAGGUUGUGGACGAGAGAGGGUACAAAAGCGAGAGAGAAGACUAAGAUUGGGUUCACAGCUAGAGUGGACGCAAAGAUCAGGCAUCUAAGGUCGAAACUGAAUAAGAAACAGUCGAAUAUGUCGCAUUUUUCAGCUCAAGAUGCAGUGUCACCUAGAUCAUUGUAG
Eruca vesicaria subsp. sativa (arugula) is the source of this 621-nucleotide messenger RNA. The record is from the annotation of a GenBank genome assembly. Lineage: Eukaryota; Viridiplantae; Streptophyta; Magnoliopsida; Brassicales; Brassicaceae.